This is a messenger RNA of Plutella xylostella (diamondback moth), 4694 nucleotides long. It is a transcript of the gene CPSF1, whose product is annotated as cleavage and polyadenylation specificity factor subunit 1. Gene Ontology annotation, cellular component: nucleus. The record is from RefSeq and is a predicted model, not a curated record. Gene Ontology annotation, molecular function: nucleic acid binding; protein binding. NCBI's taxonomy places the organism in Eukaryota, Metazoa, Arthropoda, Insecta, Lepidoptera, Plutellidae.
CUUCGAUUACUCAGUUUACCGGCAAAGUAGUUUUCAAACGCACUUUAUUGUGAGUUUGCAGCGCUGUGACGUUCGGCGUAAACAAUUUUAAAUUUAACCAAAAAUAUCCGCAUUUACUACAAAAGUAUCGUUACAAAAACCAAACAGUGCAUUAACUCAGUUACUUCACCUGUGUCGCUAAUCAAAAUGCAAGAAUAGAGUGCUAUACGAAAACAUAACCUCAAAGCGCGUCUAAACAAGCGUCUUCAAAAUGUAUUCGAUAGCUCGGCAGACGCACCCGGCUACUGGUAUCGAGCACUCUGUGAGCUGCUGCUUCUUCAACAAUGAUGAACCAUGCCUGGUCACCGCCGGCGCCAACAUCAUCAAGGUCUUCCGGCUCUACCCAGAAGCUGACUCGAAGGAAGUCAAUGCAGCUGGCCAGCCAAUCCCCCCAAAGAUGAAACUGGAGUGCCUAGCGACCUACACCCUAUGGGGCAGCGUGAUGUCGCUCGCUGUAGUCCCGGCUCCCAGCAUGGGUCGGGACCUGCUGCUCCUGUCGUUCCGUGAAGCCAAGCUGUCCGUGGUUCAGUAUGAUCCACAAGUCCAUAACUUGGUGACGUUGAGCAUGCAUUACUUUGAAGAGGAUGAUAUGAAGAACGGCUGGACCACCCACCCGCACAUUCCGUACAUCCGCGUGGACCCGUCUGGCCGCUGCUGUGUCAUGCUGCUCUAUGGAAGGAAGCUCGCUGUCAUACCCUUCAGGAAGGACUGUGGAGAUGAAGCAGAUCCACUUGAUGCUAAACCGGGACAGGAUUUGAAAAAGAAUGCGCCCCCGAUCCAGCCGAUCCGCACGCCAACACUAGCCUCCUACGUCAUAGUACUGAAAGACCUGGAUGAGAAGAUAGACAAUGUACUAGACAUCCAGUUCCUACACGGAUACUACGAGCCUACGCUGUUGUUGCUGUAUGAGCCGGUUAGGACUUUUGCUGGUCGCACAGCCGUCCGCAACGACACCUGCUGCAUGGCCGGCGUAUCGCUCAACAUGACCGCGCGCAGCCACCCCGUGAUCUGGGCCACGGCCGGCCUGCCACACGACUGUCUGCAGGCGAUACCCGUGGACAGGCCCCUGGGUGGUUGCCUAAUAUUUGCCGUGAAUUCACUCAUAUACCUGAACCAGUCGGUGCCGCCGUACGGAGUGUCGCUCAACAGUAUCGCCACACACACCACCAACUUUCCUUUACGUAUACAGGAGGGCGUGUGCAUCACGUUGGACUGCGCGUGCGCGGCGCCGCUGGGCGACUCCCGCCUCGCCAUCUCGCUGAAGGGCGGCCAGCUGUUUGUGCUGACGCUACUGUCGGAUUCCUUGAGGAGUGUGAGGAGUUUCCAUCUGGCUCGAGCGGCUGCUUCUGUACUACCUACUUGUAUGUGCGUGAUCCAAGAUGAUUUCCUGUUCCUCGGCUCGCGGCUCGGCAACUCGCUGCUGCUGCGAGUGACGGAGAGAGAGAACCGCAUGCUGUUCAGUGUCGACAAGCCGCUGCAGGCCACCGUGGACUUGACCACAGAGAAUGCGAACCAAGAGACAGAAAAGGACAAAGAUAAAGACACAAGUGACCCGGCGGCCAAGAAACGACGAAUGGACACGCUAAGUGAUUGUAUAGCGAGUAAUGUGAUAGACAUCAGUGAUCAAGAUGAGUUGGAAGUGUAUGGGAGUGAUAUUAGGACUUCUACGCAGCUGACUAGCUAUGUUUUUGAGGUAUGCGACUCCCUCCUAAACAUCUGCCCAAUAGGUGACAUCUCCAUGGGCGAGCCCCAACUCCUAUCCACCCCUGCCACAGACACCGACGCGCCUCUAGUGGAGCUGGUGGCGUGCUCCGGCCGCGGCAAGAACGGAGCCCUCACUGUGCUGCAGAGGACUGUGCACACGCACCGAGUCACGCAGUUCACGCUGCCAGGUUGCAUAGACAUGUGGUCGGUCUUCGGCGACGGUUCUUCCGAGGGAAGGCGGGAACAGAGCGACUCGGAGGCGAGCCACGCGUAUCUUAUACUGACGCAGACUAAUAGUAGUAUGAUCCUCCAAACGGGCGAAGAGAUCAACGAGGUGGACAACUCCGGGUUCAUGACCAGCGCCCCCACUAUUUUUGCGGGGAAUUUAGGAAACAACAAGUACAUGGUGCAAGUGACAACUACCGCCAUUAGACUGAUUAAAAACGGCGCCCAAAUCCAGAGCAUCCAGCUCGAGUGGACGGCGGCUUCCGCCUACACCGCCGACCCGUACCUCUGCGUGGUGUCGACGUGCGCGCGCGCCGCCGUGCUGGCGCUGCGGGAGACUCACGGCAGGGGCGGCGCUUCGGCCCGCCUAGUGCCCACCAGGCAGGCGGUCCCUCACAUGCCGGCGAUAGUGAAGGCACAACCCUACAGAGACCUCAGCGGCCUGUUCACCACCAGCGAUGUCGACUCUGUACAGGUUAAAGGCGAAUUCACCGGCAAGAACAAGGGCAAGAAGAAAGUGAAGGCGGAGGGAUUCAAACCCGACACCGUGUAUGAGUUGAACGAUGAAGAUGAACUACUGUACGGAGGCGACCAGACGCCCGCUUCUAUGGCCACCAUAAUGUUGCAAGAGCAAUCUAAGAAUCCAGGCGUGCCGCGACGUGUUUCAAGAUGGUGGCGCAAGUACUUACAAGAUGUAAAACCCACCUACUGGCUGUUCGUAGUACGAGACAACGGCAACUUAGAGAUCUACUCUCUACCAGAAAUGAGACUGAGCUUCUUAGUACAGGGUGUGUGCGAGGGACACAGGAUCCUAGCCGACAGCCUCGAAUCGGUCUCCGUGACGCCCGACCAAUCAGAGGAGCCGCUGAACACGUCGACCAAUCAGAGCUCGGGGGCGGAGAAUCUGCAGGAGCUCCUAGUGGUCGCGCUGGGCAACAAGGGCGCAAGGCCGCUGCUGUUGCUGCGGACUCAAAAUCAGCUGCUUAUUUAUCAGGCCUACAAAUACCCGCGCGGAAACCUCAAGCUCCGUUUCUGUCGGCUACAAAUACCCUUCGCUCACGGGUACGCGGGUUUGGAGCCCGACAAGGACCCCAAUUACGAACACUGGCUGCUGAAGGACAAUGUCAGGCAGUUGAGGUACUUUGCGGCAGUCUCCGGCUACCAAGGCGUGCUAAUCUGCGGUCGAACCCCCUACCUGCUCCUUCUAGGGGGCCGCGGGGAGCCCCGGCUGCACCCGCUGCAGGCGCCCGCGCUCGCCGCCGCCGCCGCCUUCAAUAAUGUCAACUGUGCGCACGGACUCAUGUACUUUGAUACUCAGUCGGAGCUACAUAUCUGCGUGCUACCGUCGCAUCUCUCCUACGACUCGGCCUGGCCAGUGCGGAAGGUGCCCAUUCGUAUGUCACCACACUUCGUCACCUACCACGUGGAGUCCAAGACCUACUGCCUGGUGGGGUCGCACUCGCAACCGCAGACUUCGUACUACAAGUUUAAUGGAGAAGAUAAAGAGAAUACACAGGAGAAUAAGGGUGAUAGGUUCCCCUACCCGCACCAAGCCCAGUUCUCCGUGUGCCUGUUCUCCCCAGUCUCAUGGGAGAUGAUCCCCAACAGCCGCGUCGAGCUCGAGCCGUGGGAGCACGUGGCCUGCCUCAGCAACUGUGCACUAGAGUACCAGGGCACCAGGUCGGGUCUUCGAGGAUACAUAGUAUUAGGAACUAAUUACAACUACAGUGAAGACAUCACCUCUAGAGGAAGAAUAAUAAUCUACGACAUAAUAGACGUGGUGCCCGAACCGGGUCAGCCGCUGACAAAGAACAAGUUCAAAGAGAUCUACGCUAAGGAACAGAAGGGACCCGUCACUGCACUGUCACAGGUGUUGGGGUUAUUGGUGUCUGCUAUAGGACAGAAGAUAUACAUCUGGCAGCUGAAAGACAAAGACCUAGUCGGUGUUGCCUUCAUAGACACGCAAAUCUACGUGCACAGGAUGAUGUCAGUGAACAACCUUAUACUAGUAGCGGAUGUAUACAAAAGUAUAUCUCUACUGCGAUACCAGGAGGCGCAUCGGACUUUAGCACUGGUGGCUAGAGACUUGCACACUUGUAACAUCUAUGACAUGGAGUUCAUGGUAGACAACACGACGCUGGGCUUCCUUGCGAGCGAAUCAGAGGGGAACCUGGUUCUCUUCAUGUACCAGCCACAGGCCAGAGAGAGCUACGGAGGCCAGCGCCUCAUCCGCAAGGCAGACUUCCACCUGGGGCAGCAGGUGCACGCCAUGUUCCGCAUCAACGCGAGGGGAUCAGCCCAGCACCGCCGACACGUCACCAUGUAUACGACCCUAGACGGCGGUAUCGGCUACGUCCUCCCAGUCACUGAGAAGAUGUACCGGCGACUGCUGAUGUUGCAGAACGUGAUGACCAACUACUGUCGCCAUCACGCCGGGUUGAAUCCACGGGCUUUCCGUACGUACAAGACGGCUCGCAAGCCGCUGGGCGGCGGCGCAGCCCGCGGCAUCCUCGACGGCGACCUGGUCAGCCUCUACCAGGCCAUGCCCGCGCCCGACCAGAGAGAGAUUGCCAAGAAGAUUGGAACAAAAGUGGAAGAGAUUCAAGCAGACUUGUACGAGGUAGACCGACUGACUGCGCAUUUCUAGUACUUUAGUUUUAGACUUUAGCUGCUAAGUUCUGUAAAUAUUAUGAGCUCUAAGUUUCAAUAAACUAUGCUGAAGUGUU